AUGGGCCAAGCAGCGAGCGGGCUGGGGAGAGCCGUGCUCCUGAGCUGGCCCAAGCAGACAUGUCCCGGGGCCCAGAAGAGGCGGCGGGGCUGGGCCGGGCUGCGCGCAGCAAUCCCGCUCGGGGGAGGCGCCCGGCGAGAGCCGAGAGCGCUCGCAGCUGUGCUGGGGCCCGCCCCUGCGCCGCAUGCACUGCCCUGCCUGCCGGGCCCGGCGCAGAGCCGCACUGCAGACCGGGCUGGACACAGCGGCAGCAAUGCUGCAGCACUGGAGGAACUGGACCCCACCACUGAUGGGCAGCCACAAGCAGCGUGCACCCUGCAGGAGGGGGAGAGUCGUAUCUUCACCUGCUGGGUUCCCCGGCCAGUCCCCGGUGCUACACUGGCCUGGUACCUCAACGGUCAGAAACAGGAAAUCAACCUCUCGACUGCGGACACUGCCAGCAUCCUCACCCUCACUGGCCAGUACUCCGACCACCAGCUCAACUGCUCCCUGGCCAACCCGACCUCCAGUGAGACCUACAACACCUCCGUCCUUCUCAAUGUGCAGUAUAAGCCAGAGAUCCUGCGGGAAGGCACCCACUACCAGCAGGUUGAGGGUGCUGGCCUCCUCCUGGUGCUCUUUGUGCUGGUGCAAGCCAACCCAUCCACCAGCAUCACCUGGAUGGACCAAGAUGGGCAUGUGAUGGCCAACACCUCCAAGUUUCUCCUCCUGGGUGCCACAAGCUACCCAGGGCUGGCCAACCACUCACUCCACAUCCACCUCAGCUGCACAGCAGGAAACCUCUCUGUCAGUGCAGCCAAUAGUGUGGGUGUCACCACUGCCUCCCUCCUGCACACAGGUCUGCUGGAUGCCCGUGUGGAGCUGCCUGUCCUGGGUGUUGCCAUUGGAGCAGCCCUCACCGUAGCUGCCCUGCUCAGCCUGGGCUCCUGUGCUGCCUGCCUGGUAUGCCGCUUGCCCGAGCUUGUGCAAGGUCCAGGGCAAGCAGGACGGAAGAGCCCACCCAGCCAAUGCUCCCAUUGCAGCAGCUCUGAGCCACCGCAGCCCCAGGGCACACGUCUGCCCCGCCAGACCCGAUCCCUGCCACCCAACGUGCGCCUGGAUGACCUUGCACAGGAAGAUGGAGCUUCCUCCAAGGAUGCAGGAGCCAGUGCUAGGGGAGAGGAGAGGGCCCUGCUGGGACUGGAAAAUUCCCUGGUCCUCAGCAAGCUUGGUUUUGUCCAGCUCCCAAUGUCUGGGCGCAUCUACAAAGUGCCCAGCAUAAGCAGUGAUGAGAUCUGGCUGUGAGCUGCAGCGUGGUGCCAGUGAGCCAGGGCUGCCCGGCACCAGGUACGUACCAGCCCCCAGAGUCGAGCAGCUGAGGGUGCCAGGAAAGCCAUGAUGGGAAGCAGGAGCUGACCAGCCCAGCUCAGUGCUAUGCUAUGCGAUGCAGGGCUUGGGAGCAACGCUGUCAGCCAAGACACGGUUUUAUGUAGUCCACGAACUUUACCGAUAUUCUGUUACAAUGUCAAAAUGCAUCAAAGCUGUUUAUAGCCAGGCUCUAGCACUGCGAUUCCUCCCGGGGUAAAGUAAGCACCAGUUUUGCUUUAGCAGGUUUGUGACUUGCUGCAUGAUCCUCUUUGCCCCUGUCCCUGCUGCUGUGGCAGAUGGGUGGGAGGUCAGUGGAGCAGGGGCUGGGGAGAGCCAUCCCAACAGCAAUAAACUGAAUUCAAGCA
Catharus ustulatus (Swainson's thrush) is the source of this 1712-nucleotide messenger RNA. RefSeq names its product transmembrane protein 25 (gene TMEM25). The coding region runs from base 1 to 1284 and encodes 427 amino acids. The record is from RefSeq and is a predicted model, not a curated record. The transcript has 7 exons. Lineage: Eukaryota; Metazoa; Chordata; Aves; Passeriformes; Turdidae. Gene Ontology annotation, biological process: negative regulation of excitatory postsynaptic potential.